AUGCCUUCACAUACAACAGACACAAGGUUCAACAAUUACAGCGAAAUUGAACUGUUUAAUCAGAAGUAUCCCAUUGACAGUUGCACCAACAUAACUCCAAGAAUCACCAGCAAAUUAAACAAACAACUCCACAAUAAAAGAGGCCAUCCAUUAUUUCUAACGAGACAACGCAUACAAAAUUAUUUUUAUAACAAUUUUAUAAAAUCAUCUGGGAAUCCAUUGUUUGCUGUUUUUGAUAACAUCAGCCCCAUAGUAACACCAUAUCAAAACUUUGAUAGCUUGUUGUUUCCUCAUGACCACCCUGGGCGCUUGGCCACAGACACUUAUUACAUCAAUUCAAAACAUUUACUGAGAUCUCACAUAACAGCACACGAUGAGGAGCUGAUAAAAAUGGGUUUCAAUGCAUUCUUGAGCGUAGGUGAUGUUUUCAGGAGAGAUGAAAUUGAUUUCAGCCACUACCCAGCCUUCCACCAGCUUGAUGGCUUACGACUGUUUUCAGAACAAGAACUGUUCCAUGGAAUAAAAGAUCCAACUGGAUUAAAACUUUUUGAGAACGGCAAUCGAACAAACGACAAACAAGACAAGCACACGGUCGAUGCAUCAAAACUUGUUGAGUUUGAUUUGAAGCAUGUGCUGGUCGGCAUCACCCAGAAGUUGUUCGGCAAAGAUAUCAAAUACAGAUGGGUGGAUUGUUACUUCCCAUUCACGCAUCCUUCAUGGGAGUUAGAGAUAUUUUAUGAAAAUGAGUGGAUGGAGGUGUUGGGAUGUGGUGUUCUCGAACAAGCCAUUGCCAUCAACGCUGGAGCUGGAAACAAAGUAGGAUGGGCUUUUGGAAUAGGAUUGGAUCGUUUGGCAAUGAUACAGUACCACAUUCCCGACAUCAGGCUGCUGUGGAGUGAAGACAGGAGGUUUCUUGAUCAGUUCAAUGUUGAUAAUCCCGAAACAAAAAUUGUUUAUAAGCCUAUAAGCAAAUACAUGUGCAGGCAAACUGAUAUUUCGUUUUGGAUCACCGAUUCGUUUGUCUCAAGUGAUUUUUACGAUCUUGUGCGUUCUGUGGGCGGUGACAACAUCGAGAGAGUGGCACUUAUUGAUAUCUAUUCAGACGUCAAAACAGCUCGAACAAGCCACUGCUACACCAUAACUUUCCAACACAUGGAGCGUGUCAUUAGUGUGGAGGAGGUCAAGGAAAUACACAAUCAUAUUGCCUUGCUGGCUGAACAACAGCUUGGCGUUCAAAUCAGAUGA
Molecule: messenger RNA, 1245 nt
Organism: Helobdella robusta
Lineage: Eukaryota; Metazoa; Annelida; Clitellata; Rhynchobdellida; Glossiphoniidae
Exons: 7
Coding region: 1-1245 (414 amino acids)
Biological process (GO): phenylalanyl-tRNA aminoacylation
Cellular component (GO): mitochondrion; cytoplasm
Molecular function (GO): ATP binding; phenylalanine-tRNA ligase activity; tRNA binding
Source: RefSeq, a predicted model, not a curated record